AUGCCGCAGCGACUCUGGGUCGUGUCAGCAAAGCCGUACUCGACCCCGAGCCGCGCGUCGUUCCCGACGCGAACGUAUUGGGAUGAGAACAAGUACCCGAACGUUCUAUCGAAGAGCGUGCCCCUCCGCCUGUAUGGCGCCACGCGGUCGCUGCUUGAGCGCGCCAUACUCUCAUCGUCGUCGCCGCCAUCGCGCCCGUCUUAG
Molecule: messenger RNA, 204 nt
Organism: Phanerochaete carnosa HHB-10118-sp
Lineage: Eukaryota; Fungi; Basidiomycota; Agaricomycetes; Polyporales; Phanerochaetaceae
Exons: 2
Coding region: 1-204 (67 amino acids)
Source: RefSeq, a predicted model, not a curated record